CAGACGUGAUCCGCUCAACAUGAGGCUGCUCGUGCUCCUGGCCUGUCUGGCGCUGGCCGCCGCCGUCCCGCAGCAGGGACGCCGGGUGAAGCCGAGUCUGGGCAACUCGCUGUCAGGAGGAGGACCCGUCUGCGGCGACGCGGGCAACGCGGAGGCGAGCAAGCCGCAGAACCUGCGCGUGUCGGAGCUGGUGUCGUGGGUGCGCAUCACGUGGGACCGGCCGGCCUGCGAGGGUGACCUUAACUCCUACAUCAUGGUCGUGCUGGGCGGCAGCACCAGCUACGACACCGAGAUCAAGUGUGACGAGCAGCAGUGUUCGUACGACAUGAACCCAGCCGUGUGCGACUACUGCAUCAGACCGGGCGUCGACUACACGUUCUCGGUGGCCGCUGUGCUCGAGAACUCGCAGCUGGGUCCGGCCGCCACCGUCAACCAGGCCGUCGAUGUGGAGACGUGUCCCAACUUUGUGGCGCCGCUGCACACGACCACGCUGUGCCGGGGUGUCUCCGAGGUCAACGCCAACGGCGACUGCAACAACGACAUCCUCUGGAGCAAGGGCUCCAUGUGCCAGGCGCGCUGCGAGGAGGGCUACGGCUUUUAUGAGUCACCGGCCAAGAAGUACUCGUGCGGCGCUGGUGGCGAGUGGAGUCCGAGCGGCAGCGCGCCCCAGUGCUACCAGAUCGUGCCCGUGUUUUCCGCCAACCUGCAGUAUAAGAUCACGUACCAACGCGAGUCGGUGGAGUCACUCAAACACCAGUUCGACGGCCUCGUCUACAAGUACAACGACAUCUUCUGUCCAUAUCCGGAGGAGUGCGGCGUCUCCGACCUCAGCAUGAAGGCAUCGCGUGACAACGAUGGCCGCCCGCUGGUUGACGUGGUGCUCACCAUUGACACGCCAGUCUACAACAUCACCGACCAGGAGGGUUUCGUCGACAUUGUCGGCGAGGCGCUCAACACUGUCACCGAGGACAACGCCUUCAUGACCCUCAUCGACUACGACAACAUCGAGCUGGUGCUGCCCGUACUCAGUCGCCAGGGCAAGCGCACCAAGGCAGUGCCUAUGCUCUGCUGCCAGAAGUGCCCCGAGGGUCACGACUACCGGCUCGGACACUGCGUGAACUGCCCGGACGGUGUCUGCAACUGAUCCCGGCUGGGUAGCCCACUCGCCUGAGGUGCUGCGGGCCCGGGUCAGCUCAGCGCCACAGCCGAGCAGCGGGAGCGGGACGCUCGCUGUCGGUCGGUCAACUCCGCCGUCGACGCAUCCUCCGGCGGCGAACCCCUCCCCUCCCGGAAACCCUCCCCCUGGUCGCGCGUCCGCCCAUGACGCGGGGGUCGUCGCGGACGCCACGCCUCCGGAUGGAGUCCGCCCGCCGCCCGCAUGGACUCGCGCGUCCGCGGCGCGCCGUGCGAAGUCCGCACCGUCGGUCCGCGGCGUGCGGCGAGUGCGGCGAGUGUGCGUCUUCCGUGCAGUGCCCAGCGACGGCGGCAGUCUGCGCGUGGCCGGGACCUGAGCCGGCCGCGUUAGUGUAGUUCUGAGUGGCGGCGGGCGCCAGCGCAGGGUCGAGCCCGUGCGGCGGACGGUGCGGCGCGCCCAGCAGGCCGGCACACGUGCUCUCAACGGUGAGAGAGUCGAAGCGAUGCGUCGUAUUGAUACGUGCUCAACGUCUUACCCAUACCAUGUGAAGCAAAUCAACCCAAUAGACCGGUAGACCAGAACGCUAGAACCUUUGUAGACAAGCUCCGUAGAACAGCCGCAUCUUUCCGUCCUCAUCGCUAGGCCAUCGACCCUAUUUAUUGUUACAAUAUUCUGUAGGUGGAGUAAUACGCGACGAAGCAUCCCCGGAGCCUCGAUCUGCCGUUGGUUGUUGCAAGUUUCAUGACUGUGUUUCCGAAGUGUGUGUAAAUAAACGGUCUAAAACAUAAUAAAACCCAAACGCGGUC
Messenger RNA from Pollicipes pollicipes, 1941 nucleotides. RefSeq lists its product as uncharacterized. The record is from RefSeq and is a predicted model, not a curated record. NCBI's taxonomy places the organism in Eukaryota, Metazoa, Arthropoda, Thecostraca, Pollicipedomorpha, Pollicipedidae. Bases 20 to 1144 code for a protein of 374 amino acids. The transcript is spliced from 8 exons. Gene Ontology annotation, molecular function: protein binding.